Molecule: messenger RNA, 7015 nt
Organism: Cherax quadricarinatus
Lineage: Eukaryota; Metazoa; Arthropoda; Malacostraca; Decapoda; Parastacidae
Gene: Esyt2
Product: extended synaptotagmin-like protein 2
Biological process (GO): lipid transport
Cellular component (GO): extrinsic component of cytoplasmic side of plasma membrane; endoplasmic reticulum membrane
Molecular function (GO): calcium ion binding; phosphatidylinositol binding; calcium-dependent phospholipid binding
Source: RefSeq, a predicted model, not a curated record
UGAGCUCACUGUGAGCUGACACAGUGAUCACUCCAGUACCAGAGCACUUGUAUCUGCCUCACGUGUCUUGCUCUAGUCUUCUUUUUAUACCACUGUGUUCAUGGAGGUGGAAGGAGAGAAGGCCAUGGAAGUGGCCGAGGACGUGGGCCAUGCCUAUGGCGACUGGUUCAAAAGAUAUAUGCGCCUGUUUUGUAGAAGGUUUUUGGAGUGGUUCCUGGUUUAUUUGUUCGGCUACUACAACGUCAGCUUUGGGUGGCUCAUGGCGCCUCUCUUCUUCCUUGUUCUGAGGGAUAAAAGAGCCAAGGAAAAGCAAACUAAGUUUGACAUAAUACGAUCGAUCGCCAACGCUGACGAGAAGGAUAUUCUUCAGGAGAUCCAGCGAUUCUCUAACCUGCCGUCUUGGGUAACCUUCCCAGACAUGGAGCGCGUGGAGUGGCUCAACAAAAUAAUCCGUCAGUUGUGGCCUUAUGCAGGCCAUUAUGUUCAGGAUCUAUGCAAAUUUUCCAUUGAACCCAGCAUGCGUGUUGCAUUUGAAGAAUAUAAACUUAAUGGUUUUAAAUUUGAGAAGAUCAUCCUUGGAGACACACCUCCUAGGUUUUCAGGCGUUAAGGUUUAUGAUGAUACUUCACGCCAUGAAAUCAUAAUGGACAUGGAUUUUGCGUAUGCUGGAGAUUGCAAGUUUGAAGUGAGUGUUUCCAAGUUCAAAAUGGGCAUCAAAGAUUUACAGAUCUCAGGAAGGAUGCGAGUGAUGAUGAAACCUCUUGUAAGACAAAUUCCCCUUGUUGGUGGCCUCCAAGUAUUUUUCCUUAACAAUCCUGAUGUUGACUUCAAUCUAAUUGGCCUUGCUGAUGUAUUUGAUAUGCCUGGACUAAGUGAUAUCCUGAGAAGUAUUGUGAUAGAGCAGAUAGCACACAUGAUGGUUCUGCCCAAUAGAUAUCCCAUCCAACUUGUCCAGGACAUAGAUAUUGCAGAGCUUAAAUGCCCAUCUCCUGCAGGUGUUCUUCGAAUCAAUGUCAUCGAGGCCCAUAAUCUGAUGAAGAAAGAUGUUGGGAUUAUGGGUAUGGGUAAGUCUGAUCCAUACUGCAUUUUGCGUUUGGGUGCCCAGAAGUUCCAAACCAAGACUAUCAACAACACUAUCAACCCUAAGUGGGACUACUACUGUGAGGCAUUAGCCAAUGUGAUUCGAAGACAACAUGUGACUAUAGAGUGCUGGGAUUAUGACUAUAGUCCUCUCAAGUCUUACGAGAAUGAUGACUUUUUGGGCAGAGCAAACCUCGAUGUUCAUGACAUUUGGAAGAGUGGAGAAGUGGAUAUGUGGGUGCCAUUGUCUGAUGCAAAGUCAGGCCGUAUACAUGUCCGAGCUUCUUGGUUAGACCUCAGUGAUUCUGCAGGUUCCCUAGAAUUGCAACUAGAAGAAAUCCGAGCCCUGCAGACCACCACAAAGAAUCCUCUACAUAGUGCAGUUCUCAUGGUGUGGGUUGACUCGGCCAAGAAACUUAAUAGCAUCCCUGAUCCAUUUGUACGACUGCAUGUUGGUAACACACAGCAGGAAACAACUGUACGUCAGCGCACCAAUGAUCCGGUAUUUGAGGAAGGUUUCACUUUCCUUGUGCGAAACCCACGUACACAAGAACUCAAAAUUGAGGUCAUUGACCAUAAGACAAGUCUGGUACAAGGUAAGAUUGAAUUGGACCUGAAUGUGUUCUUGAAGGAGCGUAACAUGGAAGUUAAGAAUGAGGAGUACUCCUUAAGUGGUGCAAGUGGAGGGCUGGCUUCUCUCAAGCUGACAUUAACACUCAGGAUUUUGAAGACAGCACUCAAAAAAGAUGAUGGGGAUGGUGGUCCAAAGGAAAAGGGUGAGGCAGAAAUAGAUUCCUCUACUCCUGCUACCAUCUCUGAACCCACUCCAUCCACUCCCCCUUCAACAGUCCCAGAACCCCCCCUUGCUUCUGUCCCAACCAAAGAAAUCCCCAGCAUUCCUGUUCCUGAGAAAAAAUCUGCCCCCAUAAAGGAACAAGAAAAGAGUGAAGGCCCAGGAGUGGUUGCAGAUACUGGUGUCCCAGUAAAACCAGAGCGCAAGGCAAGUCAACCAGCCGUUGUGGAGAGUGUAGAGGAGGUCAUGUCAUCAGCAGCAUCUCCUCUCAUGCACAUGGCACCACCAACUCUUAAAAUUGAAGACUCAGAACUCAGACAAAGAACAAAUGCAGCUGGCAUCCAUGGGAUAGGACGUAUAGAGUUAACCGUCAAGUAUGGACCUCGCAAUAAUCUGGUUGUCGUCGUCCACCAGAUUACAAACUUACAAGUUGAGGAUGAUGGGGAGCUUCCAGAUCCAUACGUGAAACUUUAUCUUCUUCCUGAUCGUUCUAAGGAUAGUAAACGUAAAACAGACGUCAUCAAAGAUAGUUGCAACCCCAAGUAUGAUGAGCGCUUUGAGUACUCCAUACCACCCAAUGAACUGACACGGCGUACACUAGAAGUAAAUAUAAUCAACAAAAAAGGACUUUUAUUCUUGCAACGAUCACCUAAAAUGGGACAGGUACUCCUGGACUGUGGGCUUUUGGACUCAGACAAGGUGACACAGUGGUAUGACAUUGCUCCAGCCAUGGAUGAGGAUGAUGAGUGAGGACGGCGAAGUGUGCUGAGUCGAGUAGGAAGUUGGAGAGGCAGUCUGCGUAGAAUAACCAAGCUGGCUGAUCUAGCCAAGGGUAAGAAAAAAAAGAAGAAAGUGUGAUAAUUCAUGUGCAGUAACUACAAAACAAUUUUUAGCAAAUAUUUUUUUAAAUUAGUUGACAAGUGGAAUAUCUCUUAUUCGUGCAAUCACUUCUUGCAGUUGCUUCAUAAUUUUACACUAAUGAAUGAUACAAUGCUGUUUUAUGUUUUUUAUUUUAUUUUAUUGAAAUAAGUUGUAAAACCAAUUGCACAUGGACAGCAAAAAAAUAUUGCUAGUGUUUUUAAAAUGACCAAAAAUACAUAAUAAUUUUGUUUUGUGAUACAGCAUCUCUCUGACACAUAUUUGUGUUACCUUUGCGUACUUAAAUUUAUAAAAUUGAUAUUAUGAAAUAUUUAAGGGAAAAUGAGGUCUUGAUAUCCUGUAUCUCUUCUGGGAGAAGGCAAAAACCGUUGCAGCAGUGGAAAAUUGUUUGCAAUUCCUGGAAUGAGUUAACACACCCGGCCAGCACACUUCGUUAGCUACAGUACUCUCAGCAGAUGCUCAUGAGGAGGAUAUGCAAACAGUAAAUCUGCUUUUAUGUAUACAAGUGUAUUAAAUAUUGGAUCAGCCAUUUAAAAUUGGAUAUGGCAGUUGAAACUUCUUUAUAAAUAUUACUGUAGUGUAAUAUCAAAUUUUAUGAUUAUAGUAUUUAAGUGUAACAAGUACCAAGUAUGAUAAUUUUUAUUAUCAUAAAUUAUAAUGUAUGUUUAGAUGUUGGAAAAAAUUAUUUUGUAUUAUUUAAAGUUUAUAUGGCGUGGCCUUAAGUAGUGUUUGUCAAUCCAGGGUUGUUUUUGUCUUAGUCUUCAACACAAAAUGCAGUGCACAGAUAGAUCUGCUUUAGUAAAAUGUAGUUUAUGUUGACAGAGGUAUUCCUAGUGAAUAUUGCUUAUUUUUUGCUACAUAUAUAUUUUGAUGUAAAGGUACUCCUGCUUCAUCCCCUCUGGAGCAGCAUUUGGCACAUAGAGAUUUGACAUUAAUUAAUAUCCCAUUUAGAGUUGUGCAUAGAACAUUGUCAGUUGUGCAUUUUUUUUUUUAUUUUUUACCGGUGUGUGUGUGUGUGUGUGUGUGUGUUCAUGUGCAAGUAAUCUUGUUACAUUGUACAAGUGUGCCAACUUGGUCCUUUGCUGGACAUAAUUUCAGAUUUUCAAUAUUUUUAUAUGUUUAUUAUUUCUUGUAUGCUUUUUGUAAUAGAGUUAAUUAGCUUGAAUUUGAUUAAUUCAAUAUUUUUCUUAGUAAUUUCUUUUGUUUGGCAUUUUUCUAGAUAUAAAUGCAGUAUAAUACAUUAUCUAAAUUUCAUGGAGUAAUUCCUGUAAUAAUUAAGGGUUUCAAGACAAUGAGGUGGUAACUAAUCAAAAAGCUAAGUUUGCUAGUUUUUUAUGUAUAUUGUAAUUGCAAUACAUUGUUUCAGAGUAUAAAUAUGAUCUGUAAUCUGUAAGUUAUAUGGAGGCCUGGAAAAAUGCAACAGAACACAGACAGUGGAAGGAAACCUUAAUGGUUCAUUUUUUUUUUCUCCUGUAUUAAAUUAUCUUCCCUGCAAAGAGACGUUGAUUUUUAAAUAAAUAAAUAUGUCCUAGCUGUACACAUCUAUGUCUGUUCUGUUGAAUAUUAUAAUUGACUAUAAUAUAAAUGAAAUGUAUCAUAUAUUAAAAGUUUACUAAAGUUUUUAUGCAACUUGAAAAGAAUAAUUAUAAGUAUUAAUUUUAAAUUAUAUUUUGAUUUAAUAAUACCCUGCCUCGGUGGGAGACGGCCGACUUGUUGAAAAAAAAAAAAAAAUACUAUAUAAGAAAAAUAUUAGUGAAAUUACUUUUGCUGUAAAGAAAACCAAUAAAGUUUUUCAUAGUACUUGUACAUGGAAUUUUAAAAAUAAUUUUUAUACGUCAUAACUAUGCCACCCUGCCUUGGUGGGAUACGGCCAGUUUGUUAAAAGAACAACAACUAUGCUUGUUUUUAGCAUGUCUGAUCUCUGCUCUCUGACACUGAUAAGAAUAUGUUCUUGUUUACCAUGUCUAUAUCAGGUGUCCCCAACCUUUUUAUAAUUAUGGCCUCUGGUAAAAUUUUAGGAAAAUGUAUUUGGCACUUAAGCAACUACAAUUUUUCUCUAUAAAAUUCUAAAUGAAAAUGCUGAAGAUUUUUAUUUUUAUUUUUUUAAGAGGCAAAUUAUAUUAUACUAGUGGAUAAUCAUAAAAACUGCAGUUUAAAAAUUAGCAUUACAUUUUUGUGCUCUGGAAGCAUGAGCCAUUUUAAAAGAUUAUAAUGGUGCAUGUUUACAUCUCACUUCAGGCCCAGCACUUAUUAAAAAUAAUUGCCAAGAUGUUCUUACCUUAAAAAUUAAUCAAAUGGUGCCAAAGUUUCUUUGAUUAGUUUGGGAGCCCUCAGAAAAUAUCUUCAGUAGGUAUUUCAGCAUUCGAAUUACACCAUAACAUUUACCUCUCCCAUUCACUUGGUAUAUUUACUGGCCAAAUACAAGAAAGAAGAGUAAUUGUCACUUCUAGGUGGUGCUUAAGUUUACUAUAUACACGGUUGUGUUUAUAAGCUGUAUGCUGCCACUGCUUUUAAUAAUUCAAAACUUUCUUGCACUGUCCACUUCUGUUUUGUCAUUUUUAUUUCUUUAAAUUAAAUUUUAAUUGUUUUAAUAAGUAUUGUUUAUCAUCUCAUAUAUAAUAUUGAUAAUUAAAAAUUAAUUCAGAGGAAAUAUUAAUAGAGCUUUUUGAGGCAACAGAUGAGAGACUAGGAAGGCCUCCCUGGGUGCCUUGGGGACUCCUGGUCUAGGUACUGUCAACAAAUAUAGUACUGCAUUGUAGUUUUAAAAUGUGGUGAAAGUUAAGAAUGCUUCAUAAGUUCAAAACCUUUUGGGCAAAUUGGUGCUGCAUUUUAGUUUUGUAAGCUUUGGUCUAGUUUACUGAAAGUGAAAACCAUCCAUAAAUAUAACCAUGCUCUUUGCCUUAAAUGUCUAUAUACAUAUAUACACAAUGUCGACUUCACCUUUCUUGUGCAGUAAUUUGGGACAGUAUAAAAGGUCAAUAUGUGGCCUUUCAUAUUCUUACAAUCAUGACUAAAAGGCUUGUUAUCAAGAUACUGAAGCUAUUGUUUCUGCCAAAUAGUUCAGCAACAUGACACUCACCAGUAGUACUCACAAAUAUACACAUUCUUGCCUUACUUGAUGUACUUUACAUGACAGCUUGUGGGUCCUGGGAAAGGAAAGGAAUGAUGUAAUAAGGAUCAGUAUGGUAGACUAUGAAACAUUCACAACAUACUUCUUAGUGAUUCAUGAAACUCUAAUGACAAACCAGUCAAACACUGACAAACCAGUCCUAAAAAGAAUUUUAGGACUGGCUUGUCAUGUGUUCAUACCCCACUUCAUUCAGUGAGAUAUUAGUUUGUUUUUUGAUUGAAAAUAGUGCAGUAUUUUAAAAGCUAUCAUUCACAUCUCAAAACUUGGUAUUUACAUUCUGCUAUCUGAUAAAUCCUGUAUUUUAAGUCAUGAAAGCAGAUGUUAUAUUACAAUGGUAUUUUAUGAUCUAGCCAUUCCACAGUGUCCUAUCUGCCAUCAAUCAAAUUAGGCAGCUGCUACACCUAACAUUGCACCUGCUAAAUUGAGGUCAGUGGUUACUGUUUCUCAAGCAUACAGUAUAUCAGUUAUGGUUGAUCUACAUUAAUGACAUAAUACACUUUAGGUGAUUUUUUAAGUUAAAACUCAAAGCUUGCUAGCAGUGUGUGUAUUAUACCUACAGAAUAUGAAUACAAGGUACUUAUAACAAAAACAGUUGCCUAUAAAUUAACCUUGUGGUAAUUUAACCUUGUGGUAAUUUAUAAAUGUUUUCUGCUAAAAAGGAACUUUUUUAAUAAGCUAGAGGUACUAUAUUAUGCAUUUUGAUUCCAUUUAUUUCAGUAUGAGGGUUCUAUUAGAUUAACCUUUAAUAUGAGCUCUCAGUUAUUACAACUGAGAAUACUUUAAAAUUUAGGCAACAAGAACCUCUGAUAUAUGUUUCAUAGUAUUUCUCUUAUUACAAAGAUCCAAAGAUCAAAUAUAUAGUGCAAAACUCUUUAAUAAUAUUUUGCAUCAAAACUGUUGCUGUUUAGGCAUUUUCUGUGUUAUGGUGCUCUAAUGAAAUACAUUUAGCCCUUUCAAAAAAUAUAUGGAAAUUGUUGCUUAACUCAUGAUGUUUUCACUCAAAAUAUUUACUAUGUAGCUUAGCUUAUUCUUAAUUUUGUACAAUCAAAUUUAAAAAUUAUAACUUGAACUGUCCAUUUCACAAAGUAAUGGUGAAGGGAAUUAUAAAAUAUCAAUAAAGCUUACCAAAAUGA